Messenger RNA from Bacillus rossius redtenbacheri, 3951 nucleotides. RefSeq lists its product as uncharacterized. Gene Ontology annotation, molecular function: DNA binding. The transcript has 2 exons. The coding region runs from base 832 to 1902 and encodes 356 amino acids. The record is from RefSeq and is a predicted model, not a curated record. Gene Ontology annotation, cellular component: nucleus. NCBI's taxonomy places the organism in Eukaryota, Metazoa, Arthropoda, Insecta, Phasmatodea, Bacillidae.
UCUGUGGUGAGCUACCUGGCUUAGUUAAUUUUCAGAUGUCUGUUUCAUUGUUGUUAUAUUCAAUACAAAAUUAUACAUAGUGCACAACAAUUUUAAAAGAGUAAUUGCCUCCAUGAAUCAAACAAUUCUUUAAUAAUGUCCAAAAAUAACUUGAAACACGACUUUCAACAGAAAUUUAAAUAUUAGUAUACACCAAUCCCUCACUUGGCACGUCUUCAAAUUGCGCAAAUUCAUUUAGUGCGAUGUUAAUUUUACUGUCCCAGUGUGAUAUAUGUUUUGACUGAAAGGUGUUCAUCUGUUAUAAGCAUCCUACAUAACCUCAAUGUGUGGCAUUGGAAGUUACCCAAGGACACUAUAACAUAUGAAAGUUUCAGAUAUGUCGGAUCGUUUACAUUUACUGUACUAUGUUAUUGGGCCAGAGUGAGACAUGGGGUACAGUGAGACAUGUCUUUUAACUCCAACUAUUAUUAAAUGGAAAUUUCUUUCAAUAUUUCCCAUGUUGGUACCCUUCAUGACCUCCAUUUUUAUUGUGUUUUUAUGUUGAUGACACCUGAUAUUAACCAGAUAUUUUAAAGUGUUGGUUUUCAGUCAUGACACGCAACAGGAAGAGAAAAACAACUAUUGGAACAUUUAAAGAAGAUGACAUGAGAGCAGCUGUAAAACUUGUGGAGGAAGGCUUGUCAGUGCGAAAAGCUGCAAAAACUAAAGGUUUAGCUUUUCAGACACUUCACAUGUGAGGCUUAGUUAUAUGAGAUUCAGGCCUACUUAUGGUUUAUAAAAUAUGUCUUUCUCAACAAAAUUGUUUCGUGUUUUAGGUAUGUGAGAAAAAAGAUGAAUAAUCCCGAAAUGGCUAACAUGAGGAUGUGUCCCAAGUACAACAGUCGCCAAGUGUUUAACACUGAACAAGAAAGCGAGUUGAAAGAUUAUUUGUUAACUUGUUCAGCUAUGUGUUAUGGCCUGAGUUUGAUGAACUGCAGAGAAUUAGCAUUUGAAAUGACAUCAAGAAAUGGUAUUGAUUGUCCCGAAACAUGGAAAAUCCAAAAGAAAGCUGGAAUAGAGUGGGUCCGGGGUUUUUUGAAGAGGCAUCCAGACUUAUCCCUAAGGCAGCCAGAAGCUUGCGGUUUGUCACGUGCUACAUCAUUUAAUAAACACAAUGUGGGGCUGUUUUUCGAUAAACUUGAGACUGUGCUUAAACGAUCAGACCACUUCUCCAAUGGAUUGCGUAUUUUCAAUCUUGAUGAAACUGGUUGCAGCACUGUUCAAAAACCAACCAAAAUCAUUGCAGGAAAAGGAGUGAAGCAAGUUGCAAAAGUAACAAGUGGCGAGAAAGGCAGCCUCGUCACAUCAUGUUAUAUUGUCAACGCAGCAGGGAAUACUCUUCCUCCAGUUAUCAUCUUCCCAAGAGUGCAUUUUAAGGAACAUAUGCUUCAUGGUGCCCCCACUGGAAGUCUUGGCCUCGCAAAACAGUCAGGAUGGAUGAAUGGUGAACUCUUUGUUGAAGUUUUGCACCAUUUUGUGAAGCACUCAUUUUCCUCGCUAGAAAAUCCCGCUGUUUUGAUACUGGACAAUCACGAGAGCCACUUAAGGAUAGAGGCUAUCGAGUUAGCCAAGGAAAAUGGGGUAACCAUUUUAACAAUUCCUCCUCACUGCAGUAAUCGCCUUCAACCACUUGAUGUAUCAGUGUUUGCGGCCUUCAAGUCUUUCUAUAAUGCUUCGGUUGACUCGUGGAUGAUGAGAAACCCUGGAAAAACAGUUUCGAUAUAUGAUGUGGCAAGUUUAAUUUGUGAAGCACACGAAAAAGCAAUGACACCCGCAAACAUCACAUCUGGAUUCCGCAAAACAGGAAUUUUUCCUUUUAACAGGAAUGUGUUUUCAGAGCAAAAUUUUUGGCAAGUGCUGUGACUGACAGGGAAAUUAGUCCUACACCAGAAGCUACGAGACCGUGCAGUAGUAAAGACAUUCCAAUCCACAAUUCAAUGGUGACGACUGGAGAUGGACAUUCUGAAGAAAAUAGCUUGACACCUAGUUACAUAAGCCCAGUAAACAUACAUAACUAUCCCAAAGCAGGAAAGAGAUUGGAGUCUGCUAAUAAAAGGAAAAAGGGAAGAUCUUUCAUUCCAACUGACACACCAGAAAAAAACCAACUUGCUCUUCAAGUUCAACAUAAAAUGAACAGAAAGAGAGGUCUGUUCAAGAAGUGUGACCCUAGAAAAAUAAAAUUCACUGAGAUUUCAAAUGAAGAUGAAGAGUUUUCUGAAUCUGAUGUUUCUUCAGACAAUGAAGUAAUACAACUUCAAUCAUACAACCAACUUGCGAGGAAGCCUAAAGAAGGUGACUUUGUCCUGGUAUAGUUUUCAGGAAAAAACACAAAAUUUUACAUUGGGGAGGUGCUACGAGAAAUAGACAUUGAGGAUUAUGAAGUCAAGUUCCUGAGAAAAAGUGAAAAAAUGUGGAGGAAGUUUUUUUACCCAUAUGUUCCAGAUAUUGCAUCAGUUGCUACAAAAGAUAUUAGAGCAUUAUUGCCUGUUCCUUCUGAACAUGGAAAAACCAAAAGACAAAAGUCGUACCUCAAAUUUUGUGUAGAUUUUGGACGGCUGAAUGUUCUAUAAAUUUUUCCUGGCAUUUAUGUUGAAGUGCAGUGAUUGUUGUUAGGUAAAUCUGAUUGUUGUAUAGCGUAUUCAAUUUGUCUCACUGUGGACCACUGUCUGUCUCACUGUGGAACAUCUGUGGGGUACAGUGAGACGUUUGAUAUGUAAUGAAGAAUUGUAUUUUCUAAGAAAAUGUUUCAUAUAUUACGGAAUUUAUAGUUUGCAAUAAUAAAGAGCAUUAAUCAGGCUAUUUUUUGGCAUAAGAAGAUGUCUUUAAAUGUAGAAAAGUAAACAGUGAUUUCAAAUAAAAAAUUUUGUGUCUCACUCUGGCCCACCCUCCUAUUAACCAAAGGAUUAGUAUAAAUUACUAUAGAGAAAUAAGAACAUAUUGCUAUUUAUAACCAAACAUAAUAUGUUAAAAAGAAUUAAGACAUACCUAUUGAAAUAAACAACUGGGAAACAAAAUAACACGCAAAUAUCAGAUUGGUGCUGGUUGUAAUUAUAGGCCUUUGUAAAAACAACAAUGUAAAACAAACAUCAACAAAACAAUUAACAUAUUAACAAAAUAUUACUGAGUAUUAUAUAUUAAGUAACGAGCUUGUGAACAACUAGGUACGUACCAAGUAUUUAUUUUAGAUAUAAGUAAAAAAACAGGUUAAAGUUACUCAACAAAUAUUAUUAAAAAAAAUUAAUUCAUCAAACAAAUAUUAAAUUAUUGAAGUCUUCUUAUAAUUCUUUCUUCAGAAUGAAAAUUAAUUGUCGGAAAUGUUCCCAAGUGUAGAAAUCCAUAUUAUUUUGUUGAUUCAAGUUCAAUAAUAGAAACUUGCAUGAUGAUCACGUAGAAGUUGAAAACUGUUAUAUAACCUUAAAAUAAUAAUAAUAAAAUGAAAUUUCUGGCCUUUGUUUUGAAGAGGUCAAUUCCCAAAAAUGAAUUUAGAUUCCUGGAACACCAAAGCCAGGAUGAGGCCCAUGACUCGAACCGCUAUGGAAUGAAACCACAAAAAUAUUAACCUCCAUACAUAAAAAAUAAUUAUCAUGGGAUACACUUUUCCCACAGACGAAACAUUUACUCACCCAAAACGGCGGUAACAGAUAGGUCGUUACAUUUUAUGAUGGUUUUUACAUCCGCACCAAAAAAUUACAGGCGAAAUGGCUGAAAAGAAAUUGAAAAAGGCAAGGUAAGUCUUUUUCAUUUGGCACGACAGAAAUCAUAGAAUUUACAAUAAGUAGAGGGUAUACAAACAAAACAAAAUAUUCAUAGAACCAGAAUUGUAGUACUUAGUGUUUCCCUUACACAUUUGAUUAUAACAGAAACAAACACAUUUAAGACAUUAUUAAUUAAAUAACUACACAAAACUUUAAC